AUGUCCGUUUUAGGUAACACAACCCCACGUGAAAUCAAGAAAUCGUCAAAGCUAGAGCAUGUUUGCUACGACAUUCGUGGACCAGUGUUACGAGCGGCCAAUGAGAUGGAAGAAGCCGGUCAUAAAAUUAUUAAAUUAAAUAUCGGUAACCCCGCCCCGUUCGGCUUUGAAGCCCCGCAAGAAAUUAUCAAUGAUGUGGCUUUAAAUUUGCCUAAUGCUGUCGGUUAUACAGAUUCAAAAGGAAUCUUCCCUGCGCGUAAAGCCAUCUGUCAGUAUUAUCAGCAAAAAGGUAUCUUGGAUUUACAUGUUAAAGAUGUGUAUAUCGGGAAUGGUGUAUCUGAACUGAUCGUUAUGGCGAUGCAAGGUUUAUUGGAUGAUGGCGAUGAAAUGCUGGUUCCAAUGCCAGAUUACCCAUUAUGGACGGCAGCCGUAAAUCUAUCAGGUGGUACAGCGAUUCACUAUAAAUGUGAUGACCAAAACUACUGGUAUCCUGAUAUGGCGGAUAUGGAAAGUAAAAUCACCCCGAAUACUCGUGGUUACCGUUCUGGUUGGAUGGCGAUUACGGGUGAUAAGUCUCGUGCAAUGGAUUACAUUGAAGGCUUGGACAUGCUUGCCUCUAUGCGUUUAUGUGCCAACCAUCAAGCCCAAUAUGCGAUUCAAACUGCUUUAGGUGGAUAUCAAUCAAUUAAUGAUUUGAUCCGCCCAGGUGGUCGUUUAUAUGAACAACGCAAUAUUGCUUGGGAAAUGCUUAACGAUAUUCCUGGCGUGUCGUGCCUGAAAAAGUUUUACUGGUUCAAGGAACAGGUUUUAACUGGCCUACACCUGAUCAUUUCCGUGUGGUAUUCCUUCCUGCAGAAAAUGAAUUACGUGAAGCAAUGA
Molecule: messenger RNA, 879 nt
Organism: Oppiella nova
Lineage: Eukaryota; Metazoa; Arthropoda; Arachnida; Sarcoptiformes; Oppiidae
Source: the annotation of a GenBank genome assembly